UUCUCUACACCCAGUAUUUGAAAGUUUCUAGUGUCCCUACUUUUGACUACAUGCCGACCUUGUUCAGCUUGUUCGCCCGAGUGCUGGCGCAAACCUGCAGGGUUGGUGGCGAUGCUGUCGGGCACCCAGGCAGUGGCAGCGGAAUGCGCGGACGCGGAGCUGCGGUGCCGUGUUGCUGUGGAGGAGUUGAGCCCGGGCGGGCAGCCGCGAAGGCGCCAGGCCCUACGCACCGCGGAGCUGAGACUGGGUCGUAACGAGCGCCGCGAGUUGAUGCUGAGGCUGCAGGCGCCCGGGCCCGCGGGGCGGCCGCGGUGCUUUCCCCUGCGCGCCGCGCGCCUCUUCACGCGCUUCGCCGCGUCCGGGCGCAGCACUCUGCGGCUUCCCGCCGACGGCGCUCCCCGGACCGGCGCGGUGCAGCUGCUGCUCUCCGACUGCCCCCCUGACCGCCUGCGCCGCUUCCUGCGCACUCUGCGCCUCAAGCUGGCCGCGGCCCCGGGUCCCGGGCCGGCCUCCGCCCGCACGCAGCUGCUUGGCCCGCGGCCCCGCGACUUCGUCACCAUCAGCCCGGUGCAGCCCGAGGAGCUGCGGCGCGCGGCGGCCACCUGGGUCACGGACUCCACGCCGGUGAAGCAGCCCACGGAGCCCCGGUCCGGGGCCAAGCCCAGCACCGAAGUCCCAAGGUGGCCCCUGCCUGUGAAGAAGCUGAGCUUGCCCCCCACCAAACCAGAGCUUUCCAGGGAACAGGCUGCUGUGCUGAGGGUUGUCCUGAAAGGCCAGAGCAUUUUCUUCACUGGGAGUGCAGGUAGUGGGGGGCAGAGUGGGUGUGGGGAGAACAGUGGUGUGCUAGGAUGGAGGAGAAGUGGCCCUGACUUUGCCUUCUGCCCAGGGACGGGGAAGUCUUAUCUGCUGAAGCGUAUCCUGGGCUCACUGCCUCCCACAGGCACUGUGGCCACUGCCAGCACUGGGGUGGCAGCCUGCCACAUCGGGGGUACUACCCUCCAUGCCUUUGCAGGCAUUGGCUCGGGUCAGGCUCCCCUGGCCCAGUGUGUGGCCCUGGCCCAGCGGCCAGGUGUACGGCAGGGCUGGCUGAACUGCCAGCGGCUAGUCAUUGAUGAGAUCUCCAUGGUGGAAGCGGACCUAUUUGAUAAGCUGGAGGCCGUGGCCAGAGCUGUCCGGCAGCAGAACAAGCCAUUUGGAGGGAUCCAGCUCAUCAUCUGUGGGGACUUCCUGCAGCUGCCGCCUGUAACCAAGGGAUCCCAGCCCCCACAGUUCUGCUUCCAGGCCAAGAGCUGGAGGAGAUGUGUCACAGUGACCCUGGAGCUGACUGAGGUGUGGAGGCAGACAGACAAGACCUUCAUCUCUCUGCUGCAAGCUGUGCGGCUGGGCAGGUGCUCAGAUGAGGUCACCCGCCAGCUCCGGGCCACGGCUGCCCACAGGGUGGGGCGAGAUGGGAUUGUGGCCACGAGGCUCUGCACCCACCAGGAUGAUGUGGCCCUUACCAACGAGAGGCAGCUGCAGAAACUACCAGGUGAGGUACACAGCUUUGAGGCCAUGGACAGUGACCCUGAGCAAGCCCGGACCCUGGAUGCCCAAUGUCCCGUUAGCCAGCUCCUUCAGCUAAAGCUGGGGGCUCAGGUGAUGCUGGUGAAGAACUUGGCAGUGUCUCGGGGCCUGGUAAAUGGUGCCCGAGGGGUAGUAGUUGGGUUUGAAGCCGAGGGGAGAGGGCUGCCCCAGGUGCGGUUCCUGUGUGGAGUCACCGAGGUCAUCCGUGCAGACCGCUGGGUGGUGCAGGCCACUGGGGGCCGGCUUCUCAGCCGGCAGCAGCUGCCCCUCCAGCUGGCCUGGGCCAUAUCCAUCCACAAGAGCCAGGGCAUGUCCUUGGAUUGCGUGGAGAUCUCUCUGGGCCGUGUGUUUGCCAGCGGCCAGGCCUAUGUGGCCCUUUCCCGGGCCCGCAGCCUGCAGGGCCUAUGUGUGUUGGACUUUGACCCCAUGGUGAUUCGCUGUGACCCCCGUGUGCUGAGCUUCUAUGCUACCCUGCGGCAGGACAGGGGCCUCAGCCUGGAGUCCCCAGAUGAUGAUGAGGCAGCCUCAGACCAGGAGAACGUGGACCCGAACCUUUGAUCUGCAAAGAGAAGACAAAGGGUGGUCUCCCCCUCUUCCUGCUCCCUGGUGGGCCAGGCCCCAGGGGAUACCUGGGGGAGGGUAGUGAAUGUCCCUUUCUCCCUUCAUCAGGGGCUCUCAGUCUCCUGGCAGGGCUCAGGAGAGAGUGCUUCCCAUCCAUUUGCCAGCUGUGCCUCAGUUUUUCCCCUUGCCCGGGGUGAGCUGCUUCCGGGGUCAGGAGUCGGCAAUGGGCCUGCAGCGGUAGCUGGUGUUAUAGGACAGAGCUCUCUGCGAGGGGCUGGCCACAGGGCCACACAGUUGUGAAUGCCGCUCUCUUUAGGCUGCAGAGAGGAGAGGUGGCAGGUCCUUCAGGAGCAGGAACAGGCUGUAGGGGUCCUGGCAGGGGACUCAGGUCCCAAGCAGAGAAGGGAACCUUGCUGGGGGGGGGGGGAUCUUCACAGCUAGACCCAGCCCAGCACAAGCCAGGGCAAACACCCUCCUGAGCCUAACCUGAGAAUAUGCACUGCAAACUGUGUGUCUGUAUCUUACGCUGCUCUUUUGGUGAAGAAGUCGUGUGUAGGAGUAUUGAAAUGGAUGUUCUCAGACUGUAUUUAUUUUGGACAAAUAAACCUGUGAA
Molecule: messenger RNA, 2737 nt
Organism: Orcinus orca (killer whale)
Lineage: Eukaryota; Metazoa; Chordata; Mammalia; Artiodactyla; Delphinidae
Gene: PIF1
Product: PIF1 5'-to-3' DNA helicase
Exons: 12
Coding region: 112-2121 (669 amino acids)
Biological process (GO): telomere maintenance; DNA repair
Molecular function (GO): DNA helicase activity
Source: RefSeq, a predicted model, not a curated record